CAAAGACACAACUUAGUCUGUCAUCUAUUUUAGUUCCACUUCCACCAUGACACAUCCCAUUCUAUUGCUUGGACUUAUGAUAGUAGCAUACUUAAGUGUAAGAAAAAAUGAUGUUUCCCAAGCUGAAAAUUCCUUCUUGCAAUACUGGGAAGAUCAUAUUGGUCUUCCACACCCACCACAUUGGUUUGUUGCAAAGGCUUCUCCAUUAAGCUUCCAUCAAACGGCAAUGUUUAUGAAACUAAUAGAGGAAAAUCAACUAGCUUCACACCUGGGUUCAUUUUGUAAGCACGCUAAUAUUGCUUGUUCUACAAAUGCAUUGGUGAAGAAGACAAUGGAUGACACAACCUUGCCACCAAUGGCCCAAUGGAAUGUCUUAAAGCUGAAAUAUGAAGGUCUUCCUGAUGAAACAACUCUGUCAGUUGCCAGUCAAGGGGGAUUGCCAUAUUUCCGGGAGUCAAUGGUGAAAGAGGGAAGUUUCAUACGUAUCCCUGAUUUAAGGGAUCCAAUGGCAUAUAAAUCGUUCUUGCCACGGCCUUUGGCAUCAAAAAUCCCAUUUUCUGUUGUCCGGAUCAAUGAAUUAUUUAAGAUUUUUGGUGUGGUGGAUGAAACAAACAUGAAUGGGUAUAUUCGGGACACCCUCGAGAUAUGUGAGGAGAGCCCCAUUCGAGGUGAGCAAUGCACAUGUGCCACUUCAGCUGAAGAUCUCAUCGAUUUUGUUGUCGAAAAAUUAGGGCACCAUGUACACAUGUGGAGUACUGAGAACGUCGAAGGAUCUUAUGAAAAUGUCACAAUUGAAGCCCUGAAACUCAUCCAUGGAAACCUCUCUGAAUCACCAAUCUUAUGUCAUAGUCAGCCAUUUCCAUUUCAAGUCUAUUAUUGCCAUAUUUUCCAGAAAGUAAAAGUAUAUAUAGUUGAUAUACAUGCUCGGAAGAAAGUGAAUCAUACGAUCAUGACAUGCCAUUAUGAUACAUCAACUUGGAAUCAGAACCAUGUUGCUUUUAAGUUGCUGGGUUUUGGCCCAGGCCUAAUUGAAGUAUGUCAUUGGAUAACCGAGAAUGGAAUGGUCUGGACAAAGACUCUAGGUUGAGCAAAACAUUGAAGAUUUGAUUUUCUUCCAGUUCCCUUUUAAUAUGCUAUUUGAAGGAUAAAUAAUGGUUUAUUUUGGCUUGCUUUUUAUGUAUUUUAAGUUUCAAUAUAGUUUUGUUUUUCAAAUUUCUAGCA
Messenger RNA from Macadamia integrifolia, 1221 nucleotides. RefSeq names its product polygalacturonase non-catalytic subunit AroGP3-like. Bases 47 to 1087 code for a protein of 346 amino acids. The transcript has 2 exons. The record is from RefSeq and is a predicted model, not a curated record. NCBI's taxonomy places the organism in Eukaryota, Viridiplantae, Streptophyta, Magnoliopsida, Proteales, Proteaceae.